AUGUCGACAACCACGUUUCAUCAGACUCGUGUACCGAAAGUCCAUAUCCCAUCGGACACGACUUAUUCAGCGCCAAGUUCACGUUCCAAUUCACGUUAUAAAAGUACAUUACAAGUUGUCACAUCAGCUCGUGAUCAUUCAUCAUCGAAUACCUAUCGCCGUCGACGUCCCGAAUCGGAAUUAAUUAAUCCUGCUACAUCAUCUUACAAUAUGAUUACAAAUCAUCGCUCGCAGAUGCCUCAACAACUUUCAUCUCUUUCCUAUCAACCCUCAUAUACACUGCCGUUAUCAUCCCGUUCUACAUCAUCGUUAUCCAAUCGUCGAUCAACAGUAACUGAUGCAAUACCAUCAUCGACUUCCACAUAUUCAUCCCACAUAACUUAUAAUAAUAAUCGUUCAGUCAAUUCAACGUCAACGAGUCAACCUGACGAUGUACAGCGUGUUGGUUCGUCUCAAAGUAAACGUUAUUCAAUAGAUUCAACGAAUGCAUCAAUCAAAUCUUCGACUAAUUCCACAAAAAUCUCCAAUCAUUUAGUGAUUAUUCCCAAAUCGAAGUCUAAUCAAUCACUCGAUCAAAAUCAUCACCAUUCGUCAUGUCCUGUUUCUUAUCAGAAUCAAAUCAGUCUUGGCACAGUUACCAUCUUAUCCGAUUCAAGUUCCGAUAAUACCAUCCUUCAUCAUCUUCCUGAUCAUAAUGAAACGACGGAUAAAUCUCAACAAUCGCUUCAUGACGAGCGUCUGCACCGUUCACCACGAAAACCUAUCAAUACUCACGUACUUGGAUCUCGAUUAAAUUCCACCUCCUCAAUCGAUGAAACGAAGAAAGGCCCAACACCGUCGUUGCGUUAUACCAUCGAACCGAUUGAAAUCAAUGAUGAUUUGAACGAUGAAAAUCAGCACGAUUCCAAACAAAAAGCAGUCCGCGAGGAGAAAAAACGAAAAGCCAACGAAAACGAACAAGUUCUCAUCAAUGUUGAUGAAUACGCAUCCGAAAUUCUAAUGUAUCUCAAAGAACGCGAACACACAUCACGACCGAAAGCAAAUUACAUGCGUAAACAAACGGAGUUAACCUGGGAUAUGCGUGCGAUCUUAAUCGAUUGGUUAUCGGAAGUCGCCGACGAGUAUAAACUCUACUCAGAAACACUUCAUUUAGCAGUUAAUUUUAUUGACCGAUUUCUUUCGAGAAUGUCAGUAACAAAGUCGAAAUUUCAAUUGAUUGGCACAACAGCGCUUUAUUUAGCCGCAAAAUGUGAAGAAGUUUAUCCGCCGAACGCAGCCGAAUUCGCUUAUGUGACCGAUAAUGCAUAUACGAAAAAACAGGUUUUAAAAAUCGAAGAUCUCUUAUUACAAACACUCCAUUUUGAAGUAUCAACUGUAUCAACACACACAUUUUUAUUACAUUAUCUCAAAUUAGCCGAAGUAGAUGAAGUUACUGAAGAUUUGGCAAGGGCAUCAUUGAGAAAAGCUCAGUGUGUAUCACAAUGGUACAUUGCUGAAUUAACUCUUCUCGAUCCUGAAUGUCUUCAAUAUUUAUCCAGUUUACAAGCAGCUGCUGUCCUUUGUCUUGCUCUUCACAUGUGUCAAAAACCUCCCUGGUCGAGUAAAUUAAAACGAACCACUGGUUAUACAAUCCAAUCGUUCUAUUCGAUCAUGGAAAAGAUCUUCUGGCUGGUUGCAAAAGCACAUGUACAUGAUAAAUGGGCAAUAACAAGAAAAUAUCGUCAUGUCAAACAUCAUAGUGUUGCAUUAAUUGAAUUACCAUCCACUUUACCGUAUCUCGAUAUGGAUAAUGAUUGUAAUUCGAUAAAAUGA
Molecule: messenger RNA, 1812 nt
Organism: Adineta ricciae
Lineage: Eukaryota; Metazoa; Rotifera; Eurotatoria; Adinetida; Adinetidae
Source: the annotation of a GenBank genome assembly